Messenger RNA from Suillus clintonianus, 831 nucleotides. Its product is annotated as Gti1/Pac2 family-domain-containing protein. NCBI's taxonomy places the organism in Eukaryota, Fungi, Basidiomycota, Agaricomycetes, Boletales, Suillaceae. The record is from RefSeq and is a predicted model, not a curated record. The transcript is spliced from 7 exons. The coding region runs from base 1 to 831 and encodes 276 amino acids. Gene Ontology annotation, molecular function: DNA binding.
AUGCAACAGCAGCCCACCUGCACUAGACUUCGUGUGCGAUCGCCCCAUGAUGCUCAGAUCAUCUUUCACGCUGUAGCGAUUGGCGUUUUGCCCAUGGUCACCCGCCGACUGGAUACGGAGGAACGUCGUUCGAUAUCCUCGGGAUGCGUUUUCGUAUGGGAGGAGCGUGGUCCUAGCCCGGAAGCCACCGGACUUGGUAUCGAACGAUGGACCGAUGGCAAAAGGUGGGGCCCAAGCCGAGUCCGCGACGAAUUUUUGUUCUACACAGAGAAAGACCCUGAACCAGUUGAUGUCGAGCCAAACUCAGACUCUGACACAACGAUCGGAUCAAGCCCCCUGGCGCACGCUGGCACGCCUAACGAAUACGUGCGUGUCAGCUUGGUCAAGCAGACGUAUUCCGUCUUCGUUGAGACACCAAGGGGACGGAAGAAGUGGCAUCUUAUCGCCUAUUUUACUCAUGAUACCCUCGACUAUCUCCGGACGGUGUCUGACCUUCCGGACCUCGCUCGCGUCGUCGUUCCUCCAGGGAACUACAGAAGCGCUCGGCAUAACACGAGCAAGCACAGCCGUGCUCAGCGAGAAGAACGGCCCCACCCUUUCACCCCCCAAUAUGCUCCCUACCCAUCACCCUCUCGGCCAGUUCAGCCCACGCCUUCUGGUCAGCAUCAUGAUGCCGGUCACGUUUCAGAGUUUGGUGACCGCUCAGGGCGUGCACCGCCUCGAGACGGACAAUCCCUGGCGCCCCUCACUUAUCUGCAGAACCUAGCUCCGUUGCGAAGACACCCAUUGGAUGAGGAGGCUCUGAUGGCAUUUUGCCCUGGAUUGAGUUAA